Molecule: messenger RNA, 1833 nt
Organism: Phragmites australis (common reed)
Lineage: Eukaryota; Viridiplantae; Streptophyta; Magnoliopsida; Poales; Poaceae
Product: probable lysophospholipase BODYGUARD 4
Exons: 4
Coding region: 273-1640 (455 amino acids)
Source: RefSeq, a predicted model, not a curated record
UUGUAUAUCGUUGGUGGAAUAGAUUCAACGCUAGGUUUGCUGCCUUUUCCCUCCACCGUGCACACACCGACGACGUGGAGCAACGGCCAGCACAUCCGCGCACGCCCUUCCAGUCCAGCCCUUACGACCCGCAUCGCAUCCAUUCUGAUUUGCUUCUCCCCCUUGCCGGCCACCACGCCUCUCCCUGCCUCCUCUCCCCUCUGUCCUUCUCCAGUGACCAGUCUCCGCACCUGGCCGGCAGGGCACCGCCACUGACCCAGCAACGGCCGGCCAUGCCUGCCCUCACGAGCCUCCCGUGCUCCACAUGGUCCAGAACGGCCGCCGACGCGGUCUCCUCGGCGCUCGCCGCCGCCGUGUUCGCGUUCCUGGACGUCGCCGACGUGCUCCUCUGCCUCGUGUACGGCGUCCUCGACGGCAUCCUCGAGGACAGCCCCGUGGGCUGCUACUGCCACAGGAGCUACGACAGCGCGGCGGUGGCGAUGGAGGACGAGGAGGUGUCGGACACAUUGUACGUGCGGCGGAGCGCCUUCAGAGACGCGCUGACGGGGCUCUUACGACGACUGGUCGUGAGGAGGCGCGGGGCGCCAGAGAAGUCGGAGCCGUGCAAGGGGCGGAGCCCGAGGUGGUCGGACUGCGGGUGCGCGUCGUGCGGCGCCUGGCGGGGCAACGACGGCGGCCGGCUGCACUUCGUCGUCAAAGAGCCGGCGCCGAAAGAUGCAGCAGGAACACAAAGUGGGAGUGACCAUGAGCACAGUACUGACGAUGCCGCCAUCUUCAUACACGGCUUCACGUCCUCGUCGUCCUUCUGGGCUGAGACGGUGUUCUCCAUGCUCAGCUGUAGGUUGUUCGCCGUGGACCUCCUCGGCUUCGGCAAGAGCCCCAAGCCGGCAAACUGCAUGUACAGACUGAAAGACCACGUCGAGGCGAUCGAGAGAAGCCUCGUCGAGCUGCUGGACUUGAGUUCCUUUCACCUGGUCAGCCACUCCAUGGGCUGCAUCAUCGCCCUCGCACUGGCCGCGCGGUACCCGACCCGAGUGAAAUCGAUCACACUGGUUGCACCGUCAGUCGACCGCGUUCGUUGCUUGCAGCCGUACUUCCUGCCGUGCGAGCAGAAGGCCAGCCAGGUCGCGCUGAGCAGACUGGCGGAGAAGAAGCUGUGGCCGCCGUUGCUAUUUGGCUCGGCAGUGAUGUCGUGGUACGAGCACAUUGGGAGGACGGUCUGCUUCUUCGUCUGCAAGAAUCACCUGGUGUGGGAGUGGCUCUUCAAGCUCCUGACAAGAAAGAGGGAUGUGGAUUUCCGGGUCAGGGACCUGACGAAGCACACCCACCACUCCGCGUGGCACACGAUGCACAACGUGAUCUGUGGAGGGGCGGGGCUGCAGGACCGGAACCUGGAGGCCGUCGAGGCGGCCGGCAUCCCGGUGCAGGUGAUCCACGGCGUCAAGGACCAGGUGGUUUCGGUCGAGUGCAGCCACCACUUGAAGGCGAAGCUCCCGCGCGCGGAGGUUCGUCUCAUGGGCGGCUGUGACCACACGACAGUGGUUUUAGGCAGGGAGAAGGGCUUCGUUGAGGAGCUCAGGGCGUUCUGGUCACGUUCAGCUUCUCGGUAUGAUCACGGUGCGCAGGCUAAUGGAUGUUGAUGGGUAACCACAACGAGAUUCGUGAUGUCCGUCUCCGUUUCCACCAUAUACAGAUAGAUACAGCAAAAAAAAUUAUCACUAAUGAUACAUUGAUUGUGUACAUUUAGAUUUAAAUUUGUAAAACAAAAUGAUAGUGACUGAAUAUCACGUUGUCUCGACAGCUAUGAGAACUUGAGAAGUAUGGUUGCAGCAA